Messenger RNA from Fomitopsis serialis, 2385 nucleotides. RefSeq lists its product as uncharacterized. The coding region runs from base 1 to 2385 and encodes 794 amino acids. The record is from RefSeq and is a predicted model, not a curated record. Lineage: Eukaryota; Fungi; Basidiomycota; Agaricomycetes; Polyporales; Fomitopsidaceae. The transcript is spliced from 8 exons.
AUGCGUGUUCGUCGUUGCCGCUACGCCUCAUCUCCUCCACGCCUCUCUCCCGUCAAUGACUUUUGUGUCCCAGGGCAGCACCAGCCCUCGCUGGGACAGUCGCAAUCAGGGAUUCAUCCCCCAUCCCAGCUCCACCAGUGGAAGCAGCAACAGGAACGCGUACACGACUUCUCUCCAUCACCUCCUCCAGACAGGCGGCCUCAGCCAGAGCCUCGUCCUGCCGUGCUCAGAAAGAACUCGGCAGCGCCUGCAAGUCCGCCGUCUAACACCAAUCAUAGCCAUUCGCGGUCGUUCUCCGCGUUCUCCCUCUUCAAGGCUAGGCAUCCUCAAGAGAACCCUCCUUCGCCACCGCCUCCAGCGGAUGAUGACCCCGUCAACCUCUGCGCCUCAACCUGCCGUGAACAAACCGCGCUGAGCCGGCUGUCUUCGGCUGAUGCCCCUACGCCUCCGCUCCAUCCAGAGAUACGCUCGAUCGUGCAGCUCACGCUCGCACAUGCGCACAAAAUCUACUUCUCUGGGCCGCUCGUGAAGCGCGUCGAGCGUCAGCCAGAUGGUCAGAAGCCGACCAGGGACGAGGCCAUUGAGGAGGCGAGCAAGCAGGGUAAGCAGGUACCUCCCACUUACAUCAAUGUGACCGACUCUUUUGUGAAUGUUCUGGGAUCUCUGACAAUGUCGUCAACGCCGGGCGGGCCCCCUACCAAGUUCACGAACGUAAUAACCGUCAAUACCGCGGGGUCCAACCUACUGUUGUUCGCAUGCCCUUCCCCACAAGUGCUAGUAUCAUGGGCAUCCGCAUUCCGUUUGUCCGCUUGGGAGAAGUCGAGGUUGGAAGAGAUAUAUACCGCCCAUCUCAUCCGGAUCACUCUGAAUGAUGGGAGGGACGCUCCGUCGCCGCUCGUCAACGGCAAGAUGGAGGGCUGGGUGCGUAUCCGUAUCGCGGGCCAGGUCGAUUGGAAGCGGAUGUGGAUGGUAGUCUCAGUAGGUGGGCACCCUUAUGAUGGAUCGUCCGUCUCUUCUGUCGACCAUCGGCCAGGGUCUCCGACUACUCCGCGUCGCAAGAAACGCAUUUCAGACCUCUUUGUCAAAGAGCGUAGUCCCACCCGAGCAGCUCCGCCGGCGAAGCCUAUCAUCCACCUUGUAGCAUCGCCCAAGCCGAAAGACAGGAAGCAGCCUCUGCUCACCAUGAGUGCCGUCACGCAGGCGUUCGCGGUGUAUCCCGAGCGGCCGGAGCUGAUUAGCCGGAGCACUCUCAUGAAGCUGGAAGGCAUAUUUGGCGAGGAGGAAAUGGCUGGGGGUAUGAAGCUGCGGGAAGGAUGGCUCAUGGUGCUGCCAGAGUUCGAAGGCUCAAACAUUCGAGCGUCCGAGAUGCUCAGAUGGCUAAUCGCGCUUCAUGACACGUUUGAACUCUACGGCCGGCCGCGCCAGUAUAGCUGGGACCCAAGAGAUCCGCGCAGUAUGAUGUUCGCUUAUCCAAUAGGACCUCAGCGGGAUAUGCUAUUCUUGGACCGUGAACUGGCGGAGACGCUUGAUGUCCGAGACGAGCGUACAUCAACUAUCCGCUCUCAAUUGCAGAACAUACUCGCCGACCGGAUGCGUGGAACACAGGAACACAGUCCCAUCGCGGAUAAACCGCCUGUGCUACCCCCGCUCCCAGAUGCCAGUUCAGAGGAUCUCAACGCUAAUGGCAAGGCAACCAGGGCAGAGCCUCCUGAACAGCCCAAACCACGCGAGGAGUUCGCGAUGCAGCUGCCUCCGCUUGACUUUUCAUCUGAAGAGCCGCCGACAGUUCCAGAGAAGAGGGUGUUGACACCGAUCACCGAGCGCAGCACGUCGCGUGAUCCUAGUCGAUCCCUCUCGUUUGAGGAGCCUGCGUCAAAACAAUUGUCUUCACAGGUCAAUUCUCCGCCACGAAUCGCUGAGGCGGCGGAGGAAGACAACCGCGUUCUUGGGGAGGCUAUCGUGAUUAGUCCUACGGCAACAACUCCACCUCCACUGCCGCCGAUACCUAUCCAAGAAAGAGGCAGGCGUAACCCCUCAUUCGAGGUCUUCCGGCCUCAACCUAAGGCCCAACGCCCGGAGCUUGACCGGCCUGCCUCGAAGUCGUCGCUGGGAUAUUUAUCUACAGCUCCUCAGACGCCGAGCAUGCAGGCUCCCACGUCUACUCCUGGACCAGAAGCGCGCCCUGCUGCCAGUGCUCAGGCGUCCCCACCGCCCGCGAAACCUCCCACGUCACCUCCGGCACCUACGUCCCCCGUUGACAGGCCGGCACCCACUCGGUUCCGAAAUCACUUCCGCACCCUCUCGGGCACCUUCGUCUCCCGUUGUUCCGCAAGCCCCUUCGCCCUCGUCCAAGUCGCUGCCGCAGGUGCCUCCCGCUUCCUCUAG